Molecule: messenger RNA, 504 nt
Organism: Penicillium angulare
Lineage: Eukaryota; Fungi; Ascomycota; Eurotiomycetes; Eurotiales; Aspergillaceae
Product: MAPEG family protein
Exons: 1
Coding region: 1-504 (167 amino acids)
Cellular component (GO): membrane
Source: RefSeq, a predicted model, not a curated record
AUGUCUCUCUUAACAACACUCGGCCUCUUCGGCCCAGCCGACUCAGUACCAAACUACAGUCCCUUCUUCUUAGGGUUCCAAUUUGUCUAUGCUUACGGGAUCCUGUCAUCCCGUACCUUAAAGCAAUGGUACGGCCUAGACCACAAUGUGUCGCCUCGCGAAGAUCUCGCAAAAUACGGAGAAGCUGCUAUCCGCGAAGGAAAACUUACACGUCGUCAAUAUGAUAUGCUGAAGCGAAAUGAGGCUGCUCAUUCUAACUCUGUUGAGGGUUUCUCGCUGUUUGUUGCUGGGUUGGGUAUUGCGUCCGUAGCGGGUGUGUCUACACGAGUUAUAAAUACGGCUGGAUUAUCUUAUACCGUUGCCAGACUCGCUUAUGGGGCAAUUUAUAUUCUUGUUGAUCAUCCGAAAUGGAGUCAGUUGAGGGGAGUUGUUUGGUGGUGCGGAAAUUUGAGCUGUCUUUAUUUAUUAUGGGAGGCGCAGAAAGUCUUUAGCAUUGGUGGCUAA